AUAUAGUUUAGUUACGAUUUCGAAAACGACCCGACGCGUCCGCCGCCGGCGACAAUACCCGAUUUCUCGAAUCGAUCCCACAAAUCGAGCUUCGUCUCUCUUACGUUGUACGGUGUUGUGCUCAGUGCAGUGCCUUAAAGGAUUACUUUCCUUGAAGUUUACGGUUGAAGAGCCAGCCUCUUCACUUAUCCGCGGAGCGUCCGCCCCCGGGAUGCCCAGCUAGCGAACAUGGGGACGGACGACUUAGCGCCGAGCUUCACGCAGAAGCCUCAGCUGCGUCAGGAGGACGAUGGCAACAAGCUCGUCUUCGAGUGCCAGCUGGUGGCCGCGCCGAAACCGGACAUCUGCUGGUACCGCAGCGAUGAACUGCUCAAGGAGGAUACUAGAACUAAAUUUAAGAUCCAGAGCAUCGAGAAGAACAAGUUCUUGGUGGUGCUCGAGUUGGACGACGUGAUCGAGAGCGACGCGGGGCUGUACAAAGUUAAAGCUAAGAACAAGAUGGGCGAGGUGGCCGCCUCCAUCAAUCUUAACUUCAGCCCCGCUGACGAAGACAAACAAAAACAAGUGGACGGUAAAGCGCCAACGUUCGCGCGCAAGCCCGCCAUCCGGCAGGAGGAUGACGGCAAGCGGCUCAUCUUCGAGUGCCGCAUCGAGGCGGAGCCCGUGCCCACGGUCGCCUGGUUCCACAACACGGCCGAGGUCAACCCUGGCGCGAGGCAUAAGUUAACAGUAAGCAAAGACGGAAAGUCUUACUAUGCCUCACUGGAAAUCGCAAACGUGACCGUGGAAGACGCGGGCAAAUACAAGGUCACCGCCAAGAACGAACUCGGCGAAAGCAACGCCACGAUCAGCCUGAACUUCGACAGCGAUGAAGCGCCCGUUCCUGAGGACUAUAUCAAACCGACGUUCACGGAAAGACCCGUCAUCAGGCAAUCGGAGGAUGGUACAAAAAUCACAUUCGAAUGCAGAUGUGUUGGCAAACCGAAACCAACCGUCGCAUGGUACCAUGGCAAAAAACUAAUAAAAGAAAGUAGUCGACAUAAAAUAACAUUAGAAGAGGACCAAACAUUAUAUCAUAUAGCGCGAUUAGAAAUCAUAGGCGUAGAAAAUACGGACAAAGGAGAAUACCGGGCAUUGGCGAAAAACAAACAUGGUGAAGGCGUAGCGAAAAUAAAUCUCAACUUUGAAAGUGGAGAUAAACCGAAAAUUCCCGAUGGUAAAGCACCAAGAUUCCCCAAAAAGCCGACGAUAAGACAGGAGGGGGAUGUAUUAAUAAUGGAAUGCAUACUCGAAGCGUAUCCCGUCCCAGACAUCGUGUGGUUCCACGGGGAAAAGGAACUUAAAGAUGGAUCAAAAAUGAAGAUGUCCCGAAAAGCGACGGGAAAAGACACGUUUAAUUUGACUUUAGAAAUAUUAGGCCCCACUAGGGAAGACGGUGGCAAUUAUAGGUGCAAUGCCUUCAACUUGUUUGGUGAGAGUAAUGCAAACAUUGCUCUCAAUUUCCAAGGUGGGGAUGACGAGAACGGUUUCGCACCAUCGUUCAUAGAGAAACCUCGAAUCAUUCCCAACGAAGAUGGCACACUCAUCACAAUGCGUUGUGUGUGCAAGGCAAAGCCGGCGGCUGAAGUAACAUGGUACAGAGGCACGACCGCAAUUAAAGCUAGCAGUAAGAUUGAGAUCAAAUCGAGUGUGAUAAGUGAGGAUGUUUACGAAUUGGUAUUACUUUUGUCAAACCCGACGGGAGCGGAUGGUGGCGCUUACCGCUGUCACGUCAAGAAUGAAUACGGCGAAAGCAAUGCUAACUUAAACCUCAACAUCGAGGCCGAGCCGGAACCAGAAGGCGAAGGCCCAACAUUUGUCGAGAAACCGACAAUCCAAUCAAAAGAUAACGGUAAACUAGUAACCAUGGGAUGCAAGGUUAAAGCUAGCCCGAAACCGACCAUCGUGUGGUACCAUGAGGGUAAGGAAAUCAAAGACUCAUCGAAAAUCAAGACCAGAGUCGAAGUAAAGGAAGAUAUAUACACAAUUAUUUUGGAACUCAUCGAUCCUGGUAUUGAAGACUCCGGAUUAUAUAAAUGCAACAUUAAAAACGAACUUGGGGAGCUCAAUGCAAAUCUUACGCUCAAUAUUGAAAUCAUUCCAGUUAUCAAAGAAAAACCAAAGGUCAUUAAGAUAGUUAAAAAGAAGACUGUUAUUGUUGAAUGUAAAGUAUUAAGUAAAUUUGCACCAGCUUGUACCUGGUUCAAGGAAGCAGGUGCUGUCAAGGAGGACUCAAGACACACUGUGCUUAUUGAGCCUCUUAGAGAGGGCGAAUUCACAGUCAAAUUGGAAAUCUCAAACGUUUCACAAACCGACAAGGGAUCAUACAAGCUCGUGGCCAAGAACGAAAAGGGCGAGGCAUCGUCACAAGUAGUCGAAAUCACUGAAAUCCCUGAACCUCAGGGCGACAAGCCACAGAUCAUCAAACACUUCAGGAGCCUGGCCAAGAGAGAAAACGAGGAGGCAGAGUUCGUUGCUGUCCUCAAAACAUCGGACCAGUCGUGCAGAUGCACCUGGUACAAGAACUCCACAGUCAUCAGGGACUCGUCUGAGGUCAACACGUCAUUCGACGGGACCAACGCGCGCCUGAUCAUCAGGAAGGUGUCCUCCAAAUACUUGGCCACGUACCGCGUGGUUAUAAAGAACGAGUUUGGAGAGGACGAGUCCAGUGCUGACUUGACGAUUGUGGAGGAAAAGAAGAAGAAAAAGGAGGAAGAGGAAGAAGAAAAGAUGGAAGAAGAAGAAGAAGAGAAGACGGUCAUCGAAUCAGAAGAAGAGAUGUCGAUCGUCGAAGAAAGAUCGGUGGCUGAAGAAAACCAUAUCGAACAAAAGAAGACGAUCAAAAAGGUUGAAAAGAAGGAAGAAGUUAAGGUCGAAGAGAAGAAGGAAGAAGUAGAGAUGGAAGUUGACGAAGCCAAAAAGGUCAUUCAGAAGAAAACAGCCAAAACUGAAGAGGAAAAGAAGGAAAUGCUUGAGAAAUUGGAGAAGAGGAAAAAAUCGGAACCUGAGGCUAAAAUUGAAGGCAUUCCAAAACUCAAACCAGUCAAGCCCAAGGAGGAACCGGUUGAGGAAAAGAAAGAUGACAAGAAGACUGAAUCCAAAACGACGACCAAAAAGGUUGUCAAAAAGAAGGUCGUUGCAAAGAAGGAUGAGGACGUACUGGAAUUCGUCGACGAUUACGAGCGACCAGUUUUGGAAAAAUACGAAAAAAUUACACCAACGCCACUCGCUAAAAAACCGAAAGAAGAUGACACACCCAAGUCGAAACGCGCGUCAGUAUCCGAAAGCGUUAAAAGUGAACAAUAUGAAAGUGAAGAAGAGCCGUCGGUGGCUGCGCCGGCACCAGAGAAGAAGCCUAAGGUUGAGACCAAAAAGGUCGUGCAAGAGGAAUUUGUCGACGACUAUGAGAGGCCCGUGCUUGAAAAGUACGAGAAAAUCACACCAACACCCAUUGAGAAAAAGAAAAAGGACGACAAAACGCCUGAGGAACCUGAAGAGGUACCGUCUGCAACUGCCACAGCUAGGCGUCGUUCUGUUAAAGACAAAGACAAGCCAGAGCCAAUGGACGUUGACGAGAGCGUCAGCCUAGCCAAGCCGAAAAAACCAGCAAAGCCAGGACAAGAGCCUGAAGAUGUCGAACUCACACACAAAACACCCGCGCAAACUAAACCUACGGAGGAUUCCGCAGCAGCCGAAUUAAAGGUUAAGAAACCUGAAAUUGUUGAAGAGAAAACAAUAAAGAGGAGGCCUUCGGCAAAGAAGGGUGAAGAUACUGAAGAGUCAGUCAGCCUCACCAAGCCUCGAACUAAGACAAGCACUACCGCCCCUGAAGAUGCCUCUCUUACCCAAAAGACUCCUGCUAAGAAAAAGCCAACGGAGGGAUCAGAGGCAGCGUCCCUUAAAGUCAAAAAAGCAGCCGUCGUCAAAAAAGAUGACGAUGAUGAGGAACCUCUGACCGUUCAAGAUGGUAAAUUUGAAAAGCCACAGCUGAAGAAAACUAGCAAGAAGACCACCGACACCGCUAAAAAAGCCACUUCUAGUGACAAAGAAAAUAUUGAUGGGUUGGAACUGGACUUUGUAGAUGACUACGAGAGGCCAGUCCUCGAGAAAUAUGAGAAGAUCACACCAACUCCCACAGUGCGGGAGAAGAAAGAAAAAGAAACUACCAAGGUUACAGUGAUGGCACAACAGCAACACCUUGAAGUGAAGACCGAAAGUCGGAGGACGUCUGUUCAAAGCGAGACUUCCGAGAGCCGAAAGAGCUCGAUUGUCGAAACCAAAGGACUAAAGACUUCUGAGGGUAAGACCGAGAGCCGAAAGAGCUCGAUCGUCGAAACCAAAGGACUAAAGCUGACAAAAGAAACAGCUGAAAGCAGAAAGUCUUCUAUUUCGGCGGUCGCUGAGCAACAGCAGACCGCGACACUCAAAAAGACGGCCCAGAGGCCCAGCAUAAAGGAACCGGAAACUGCACAAAUUGAACAAGUAAAACUUAAGGAUGACAAAAAACAGACAGUUGAAGAAAAGGUAACAACAGGUACUGCUGAUAAGCCUUCAGAAAAAGUUAGUCCAAGGCGACCAUCGAAAACAGAAACACAGGAACCAAACGAAAAGGUGGAACCGAAACGUAAAGAUAGUCUUGAUCGCCCCACUGAGACAAAGUACCCUUGGCGACGUCCCAGUAAAACUGAGGUAACCGAAGACACAGUCGUUGAAAAGACAGAGAUCAAUAGGAAGUCAUCCAUUGACCAGGUUACUGAUCGCAAAGAAGAUCGUAAAGAUAGUCCUUCAGAAUCUCCGUAUCCUUGGCGUAAACCAAGCAAACCAGAGGAAACGAAGGAUAAUAAAAUAGUUGACGAUAAAGUAAAUGAGAUUAAGAGGAAAUCUUCUUUCGAUAGAUCUGUUUCUACCGCGACUAAAGAAUCCGAGGAACCUACGGAAAACCCGAAGCCCAAGCGUAGGAUAGGCAUGGAACAACCGGCUGAUUCUAUAUACCCUUGGAGCCGUCCAAGCAAAACUGAGGUCGUAUCAGAUAAGGUAGUGGAUGAUAAAAAAGAUACACCAGAAAUCCAAGUUGAAAGCACUGACGACUCUUCAGAACGUCGUUUCCCUUAUCGACGCACAAGCAGUGUUAUGGAUGAGGGACGGGAUGAUGACCCUAUUAUAGUUAUUACACCUGAUAUUGUCGUUGACAAUCCGUACCCAUGGCGAAAAUCAUUACCAGAGAUACCAACACUGUCAACGCCAGAGUCAGAACAGAAAAAGACACAAUUUUCAUGGGAUUCUAUUCCAGAAAUACCACAGGCUGAGCAAACACCAGAGAUAGAGGACAAAUACAAUCCAAUACUACACACACCAGAACCUGUGGAUCGGCGAAGGCCGUGGUCUCCCCAGGCCGAGGCAGAACAACCGGCAACGUUAGGAAUCCCACAAGCUUAUAGCGGACCUCAAACACCCGAGGAGAAAGUGGCAAUCAAAGAAGAGAAAGUCGAGGAAGAAGUCAAAAAGGCUAAGGUCACAAGCGUCAAGAAGAAGGCAGAAGACCUUCCAGAGAUCGCGGACUAUGAGAGGCCGGAACUUGAGAAGUUUGAGAAGCCAACCUUCACCUCGACCACUAAAGACAAGCCAGAAAAAGAUACUAAGCCAAUGGUGCCAGAAAUCAAGGCACCGGAGGAGAAGCCUGCUGCUUUGGCUCCCAAGAUCGAAGUGAUCCGUGAAAAGUCACCCCGACCCGACAUGCCCAGGAAACCUUCGCUGGCUCCAGGAGCUCCUGGCAGCAGGAGAGGCUCCCUUAUCCCUCCUCCGGAGGAGAUGGGCAGGAGACCGUCUCUUAUCAUCAGCGACGAGGAUAAUAGAAAACUAAGACCUGGUGAGGUGGUCGAAGAGAAGAAGCGGCGAAAGUCGGCCGACACGCGCCGGCCGUCCAUCCAGGAGUUGGAAGAUCUCAUCAAUAAACCCUCGGUGCCGCUGAAGCCAAAGGGUGAUGAGGGGCCGCCGGUCAUCGUGGACGUGCAGGAGAGCUACUCCGCUGUUGAAGAUCAAACCGGCUACCUGACCGUGCAAGUCGAGGGUAACCCAGCACCAACCUUCAAGUUCUAUAAGGGCGUGACGGAGCUCAUCGAGGGCGGCAGGUUCAAGUUCGUCACGGACGAGAACGGGCUCAUCACGCUGUGCAUGCGCAAAGUCAAGCCUAACGAUGAGGGCAAAUACAAGAUUGUGGUUAGCAAUAUUCAUGGAGAGGAUUCGGCGGAGAUGCAGCUUUAUGUAUCAGACGCAAGUGGCAUGGACUUCCGUGCCAUGCUCAAGAAGAGAAAGUAUGCCAAAUGGGGCAAACCUGACGGCGAUCCAGACUGGGGUGACCUCAAGGAGGUCGAAAAACCAGUGCCAGCGCUCAAGAAAGUCGAAAAGAAACAAGAAUCGUUCUUGAAGCCCCUCGUCGAUCAAUUCGCGAAAGAGGGCAAGGAUAAGAAGGUGGUGUUCGAAGCUAUCUUCUCCAAGCCUAAUGCUAAAGCGAAGUGGUUGUUCCGUAAAGAUGAACUGUUCGCUGGCUCCAAAUAUAAGAUGACCAACGAGCAAGACUCGUACAAACUGAUCAUCAUGACUCCUAAAGUGGAGGAUACGGGUAAAAUAACGAUUGAAGUUGGUGGCAUCACCUGCACUGCGUUCCUCCAAGUUGAGGAACCAGACCCGACAUAUUCCUUUACCAAGAAUCUGAAGAAGAGCAUCAGUGGCUACACGGCGCACGAGACCACACUCGAGUGUACUGUCUCUAGCAGUCUUGCCAUCGUCUCCUGGUGGAUGGGAGACAAGAAGCUGGAAGAUGGCGAGGAUUACCAGAUCUCCAAAGACUUGUCCGGCGUGUGCAGGCUUACCAUAAAGAGCUCUAAGUUCGAAGACGCUGGCAAAUACACGUGCAAACUUGAAAAGCAGCCAGACAAGACUGAAUGUGAUGUGAAGAUUGUGGAGUAUCCUUACAAAUUCACUAAGGUGCUGAAGUCACAGCAGGCCAUUGAAAAGGACACAAUCACGCUGCUUUGUGAACUUGACGAUGCUGGUGGUGAAGUACAAUGGUUCAAGAACGACGAGCCACUGCAGACGGACAAGCGCGUCACCGUGGUGAAGGACGGGCGUAAGCGCAAGGUGGUGAUCAAGGACGCCAAGGUCACGGACGCCGGCAACUACAAGUGUACCAGCAACGCCGAUGAAACCAAGUGCGAGCUGAUCGUCAAUUACUCGAAUCGCUUCAACAAGAAGUUGAAGGACACCGAAGCAAUUGAGAGAGACAAGGUGGUCCUGGAGGUGGAACUCCAGGAUCAGACCGCCGAGGCCGUAUGGUCUUUCAAUGGACAGCCCAUUGUGCCCAACGAGAGAAUCGAAAUCAAGAACUUGGGCGGCGGUAAACACCAGCUCAUCUUCAACAAGCUGGAGAUGGAAGAUGACGGCGAGAUCCUCUGCGAGUCUGGCAAGCUCACCUCGUCUUGCAAGCUGACUGUGAAGAAGGGAGAGUCGAAGCCGACCAUCGACUGUCCGGAAGAGUUCUUCGGGCCCGCGGGACAGCCUUUCGUCAUCGAGGUGCCUUAUAAAAUUACCGGCACCCGAGUAUCGCCCAUCGAGGCUAAACUGUGGAAGGAUGGUAAAGCGCUGCCCAUCAAGGAAGUAGAGGCAGUGGUCGAACAAGAGAAGAUCCUCUUCAAGCUCAAGAAACCACAGAGGGAUUUGUCCGGCAAAUACCAGAUCAAGCUGUCGAACGCCCAAGGCGAAGAUUCCAAGGAUGUUAACAUUACCAUGCAGAGCGUGCCGACGCCUCCUCAGGAUGUGGAGGUCGCUGAGGUCUUCCAGACAUCUUGUGUGGUUACUUGGAAGACGCCGCAAGACGAUGGUGGUUCGCCAAUCGUCAAUUACGUUAUUGAAAGACAGGACCUGUCUCUCAAAGCUGGCUGGGACAACGUGGGCGAAGUGCCCGGCGGCCAGCCGACCAAGUUCAAGGUCGAGGAUCUCGUUGCGAAGAAGACAUACAAGUUCAGAAUUCGCGCUGUCAACAAGAUCGGCUCCUCGGAGCCGGGCAUGUUUGGCAAACCUGUUCUGGCGAAGGAUCCGUGGGACGAACCUUCGAAACCCAAGAGUGUGGAGCUUACGGACUGGGACAAAGACCACGCAGACCUCAAAUGGCAGAAACCCGACAACGAUGGCGGUGCACCAAUCACUGGCUACGUCAUCGAGUACAAGGAGAAGUUCGGCAAGGACUGGGUAAAGGGCAAGGAAGUGCCCGGUGACUGCCUGUCAGCCACGCAAGACGGGCUGAAGGAAGGUGGCACUUAUGAGUUCAGGGUCCGCGCCAUCAACAAGGCGGGCCCUGGCGAACCUAGCGACACAACUAAACCGAUUGUCGCUAAGUGCAGAUUUGUCAAGCCAUACAUCAUUGGACAGGGUCUUCAGAACAUGAUCAUCAAGAAGGGACAGGUCAUUACCUUCGAUAUCAAGUACGGUGGUGAGCCUGAGCCCGAAGUCAAAUGGAUCCAGGGUGAAGAGGAAAUCAAAGACGAUGGUGAUCGCAUCACCAUCGACAAGUACGAGAAGAAUACAGUCCUCAAUGUCAGGAAGACCACCAGGCCUGAUAGUGGAAAGUACAAGCUGGUGCUCACCAACUCGUCGGGCACUUGCGAGAGUAUUGCUGACGUUGUUGUGCUAGACAAACCGAACAGGCCGAAUGGUCCUCUCGAAGUGGAAGACGUCCGUGCCGAGAAGGCCACAGUCAAAUGGAAGAAGCCCGACGAUUGGCAAGGCUCAGAUAUCACCGGCUACGCGCUCGAGAAGAUGGACAUGGACACUGGCAACUGGGUACCAUGCGGCGAAUGCGGACCUGAGCCCACACAGUUCCAGGUCAAGGGACUGACACCGAACCACAAAUACAAGUUCAGGGUUCGCGCCGUCAACAAAGAGGGAGAAUCUGAGCCUCUGGAGACCGAUGGCUUUAUUCUUGCUAAGAAUCCUUAUGACCCGCCGAAGGCACCUAGCAAGCCAGUCAUUAUCGACUAUGACAACCAAUCGGUUACGUUGCAAUGGGAGGCGCCCACCGACACCGGUGGACGGCCCAUCCUCGGCUACGUUGUGGAGAAGAAGGACAAGUUCUCCGCUGAUUGGAUUGAGGUUGUCAAAACCGAGGACACCAAGACAGAGUACAAGGUGGAAGGGCUGAAGGAGAAGAUGAUCUACCAGUUCCGUGUGAAGGCCUACAACAAGGCUGGCGUCGGUGAGGCGUCACCGCCCACUGACAACCACCUCUGCAAGCAUAAGAACUUGAAGCCUCGUAUUGAGCGCAGCACAUUCAAGUCAGUGAUCAUUAAGGCCGGCCGCACCCACAAGUGGUCUGUCGAUGUCACUGGUGAACCUGCCCCGGAGAUGACUUGGUCUUGGCGCGAGAACAUCAAACUGGUGAACACCGAACGCAUCAAGAUCGAGAACCAAGAGUACCACACCGAUUUCACCAUCGUCAACGCGGUGCGCCGCGACACCGGCAAAUACACGCUGAGGGCCGAGAACUGCAACGGUUUCGAUGAGGAGACCGUCGAGUUGACUGUUCUCAGCAAGCCCUCGGCGCCUAAAGGCCCGCUUGAGGUAUCAGACAUCCACGCCAACGGCUGCAAGGUCCGCUGGGAGAAGCCCGAAGAUGACGGCGGAUCCCCGGUCAAGGAAUACGAGCUGGAGAAGAUGGACAUGGCCACCGGCAAAUGGGUGCGCGUUGGCAGGGUUGCCGGCGACAAGAAGCCUCUGGAGAUGGAAGUAACCGGACUGGAACCCGGACACCAGUACAAGUUCCGCGUGACAGCCGUCAACGACGAGGGCGACUCUGAACCGCUGGAGGCCGAGAAGGCUAUCCUGGCAAAGAAUCCUUUCGAUGUGGCGGACAAGCCCGGGAACGUCGAAGUGGCAGAUCACGACAACCAGAGCGCCACAGUCAAAUGGGACCCACCCAAGAACGACGGCGGAGCGCCCGUACAAAAGUACAUUAUUCAGAAGAAGCCGAAGGGUGGCGAUUGGGAGAACGCUCUAGAAGUGCCCGGUACCGCCACGGAGGGUAAAGUGGACGGUCUGCCCGAGGGCAGCGAAUACCAGUUCAGGGUGAUCGCCGUCAACAAGGCGGGUCCUUCCGACGCGUCGGACCCAACCAAAAUGACCACUAUCAGGCACAAGGCUUUGAAACCACGCAUCGACCGCACCAACCUGAAGGCGCUGGCCGUGCGCGCGGGCAAACCGAUCUUCUUCGACGUCAACGUCAAGGGUGAACCGGCGCCUACCGUACAAUGGUUCCAGAAAUGGAAGGGAGAAGAGAAGGAGGUUAAAGAAAACGUAAUCAACGUGGACUACAACACCAAAUUAGAUAUCAAAGACUCCGUCCGCGCCAUGACCGGCACCUACCGUAUCUUGGCCACCAACCAGCACGGAACUGAUGAGGCUGAAGUUGAUAUCACAGUUCUGAGCGCGCCGGGCAAACCUGGUGGACCGCUCAAGGUCGCUGAUGUUACCAAAUCUGGCUGCAAACUGUCUUGGAAGAAGCCAGAAGACGAUGGUGGCAAACCAGUAACCGGCUACGUUGUAGAAAAGCUCAACAAGGCCACCGGCCGCUGGGUGCCGGUCGGCAAGACCGACGACACCGAGAUGGAGGUCAAGGGUCUGCAGGAGGGCGAGGAGUAUGAGUUCAGGGUCCGCGCUGUGAAUGAGGAGGGCGAGAGUGAACCUCUGAAGACAGACCACAGCAUCAUCGCGAAGAAUCCUUACGAUAUUCCCGGCAAGCCGUCCGUUCCGACCAUCGAGGACUGGGACGUGGACCGCGUGGACCUCACGUGGGAGGCGCCCAAGAGCACCGGCGGCGCGCCCAUCACUGGCUACGUUAUCGAGAAGAAAGAGAAAUACGGAUCGUGGCAGGAGGCGCUAACUACCAAUACGCCAGAGUGCAAGGCCCGCGUGCCGGACCUGAAGGAAGGCAACACGUACCAGUUCCGCGUCCGCGCCGUCAACAAGGCCGGCCCCGGCGAGCCCAGCGAGCCCACGCAAUCACACGUCGCCAAGGCUAGAUUCUUGAAACCAUGGAUCAACCGGGACAAGAUGCACGCGAUCCGCGUCCGCGCCGGCACCACCAUCAAACUCGACGUGGACAUCAAGGGUGAACCCCCACCAACCAAGACCUGGAUCUUCGCCAACAAGCCCCUGGAGAACGGCGAGGGCAUCAAGAUGGAAAACGAGGAUUAUAACACUCGUAUGACGCUGACGGAGACGUCGUGGAAGAAUACGGGCGUGUAUACGCUGAAGGCGGUUAAUGAUUCGGGCACGGAUGAGGCUACUGUUGAGAUUACUGUGCUAGACAAGCCAGGCAAACCCGAAGGCCCGCUCGAAGUGUCGGACGUCCAUGCCGACCAUGUCAAACUCGCGUGGAAGAAGCCCAAGCACACCGGAGGGCUGCCUCUCAGCGCAUACGUGGUUGAGAAGAUGGAUGUGCUUACUGGCAAAUGGGUGCCGGCUGGCACGGUGGAGCCGGAUUCUACUGAGGCUACUGUCACUGGUCUAGAGCCCGGCCACACCUACCAGUUCCGAGUCAAGGCCCUCAACGAGGAGGGUGAAUCCGAGCCCCUGGAGACGGACCACGGCAUCCUCGCCAAGAACCCGUACGACGUCCCCGCGGCGCCCGGCCUGCCGGACAUCGUGGACUGGGACGAGAAGAGCGCCAAGCUCAAGUGGGAGCCGCCGAUCCGGGACAAUGGAGCGCCCAUCACGGGAUACAUUAUUGAGAAGAUGGAUAGGGAUACGGGAGAAUUUGUUAAGGCUGCCGAAAUUCAAGGCAACGUGUGCCAAGGCACAGUACCUAAACUGGAAGAAGGCAGCCAAUACCAGUUCAGAGUGCGAGCGAUAAACAAGGCUGGACAGUCCGAGCCUUCUGAGAACACCAACUGGCACACCGCUAAAGCCCGAUUCUUGAAACCAAGAAUCGACCGCACCAACCUCAACCCCGUGUCCGUGAAGGCCGGCCUCCCCGUCUCCCUCGACGUCAAGGUGUUCGGCGAGCCCCCGGCCACCGUCACCUGGUUCUUCAAGGGCGAGGAGAUCAAGACCGGUACUCCGGAUAACCUGGAGAUCAUCAAUAUUGACUAUAACACGAAGUUCUUGAUGACGAAGAGCAAGAGAGCUAAUACUGGGAAGUAUGUGAUUAAGGCCAAGAAUGAAGUCGGUGAGGAUGAGGCUGAAGUUGAGAUUACUAUUCUUGGCAAGCCAUCCAAGCCCAAAGGCCCGCUCGAAGUCGCUGAUGUCACAAAACACGGUUGCACGCUCACCUGGCAGAAGCCGGAGGACGAUGGCGGAUCACCCAUUGAGUACUACGAGAUCGAGAAACUUGAUCCGCUUACCGGCCAAUGGGUUCCAUGCGGCACGGCCAAGGACUGCAAAGCCAACAUCACCGGACUGCAGGAGGGCAAGCCUUACAAGUUCCGCGUCAAGGCCGUCAACAAGGAGGGCGAGUCCGAAGAGCUUGAAACGGAGAAGUCUAUCAUCGCUAAGAAUCCAUUCGACGAGCCCGGCAAGCCCGGUAGGCCCGAGCCCAGGAACUGGGACAAGGACUUCGUUGACCUGGAAUGGUCUCCGCCCAAGGAGGACGGUGGUGCGCCUAUCACUGGCUACAUCAUCCAGAAGAGAGAAAAGGGUGGACGAUCAUGGCAAGACGCCCUCCGCACGACAGGCGACCGGCCAGUCGGGCGCGUCGACGACGUGGAGGAGGGGCACGAGUACGAGUUCCGAGUCAUCGCCCUCAACAAGGCCGGCCCCGGAGAGCCCUCCGAGCCGAGCAAGUCUGUCACUUGCAAGCCGAGAUUCCUGGCACCGAAGAUUGACCGCAAGAACCUACAAAAGCGCAAGGUCAAGGUCGGCGAAGCCCUCAAAUUCGAGGCCGACGUCAAGGGUGAACCGGAACCUACCAUCACAUGGACUCUCAACGCGCAGCCGCUUAAGCCGGAGGAGCGGCUUAAGAUCGAGAACAAGGAUUACCACACGUCGUUCGCGCUGCAGAAGUGCACGCGCAAGGACGGCGGCACGUACCUUGUGACCGCCAAGAACGACUCCGGAACUGACUCCGUGGAGAUCGAGGUCCAGGUCGUCAGCAAGCCGGCUAAGCCUAAGGGACCUUUGAAGGUUUCUGACGUGAAAGCCGACGGCUGCAAGCUCAAAUGGGAGCCCCCAGAGGACGACGGCGGCGAACCCAUCGAGAACUACGUCGUCGAGCGCAUGGACACCGAGUCCGGCCGCUGGGUCCCCGUCUGCACCACCAAGACCCCUGAGGCUGACGUCACUGGCCUCAACGAGGGCAAGGACUACCUGUUCAGGGUCAAGGCUGUCAACCCUGAGGGAGAGAGCGAGCCGCUUGUCACCGAGACCGCUACCACCGCUAAGAAUCCUUAUGGCGAACCGGACGCCCCAGGCAAGCCCGAGUUCAAGGACUGGAGCAAGGACCACGUGGACCUCAAAUGGGAGAAACCCGCCAGUGAUGGCGGAGCGCCCAUCACUGCCUACAUCGUGGAGAAGAAGGACCGCGAUAGCGGCAAAUGGGUUAAGGCUGCUGAGGUCCCCGGCACCAAGUGCGAAGCUCGCGUGCCUGACCUGAUCGAAGGCAAGACCUACCAGUUCCGUGUGAAGGCCGUCAACAAGGCGGGGCCUGGCAAGCCGUCCGCCGCCUCAGAGAACCUGCUGGCUAAGGACCGCUUUGCGCCGCCGAAGAUUGACCGCACGAACAUGCGCGACAUCACCAUCAAGGCUGGCCAGAACAUCCGCUUGGACAUCAAGGUCAGCGGUGAACCUCCACCAACCAAGACCUGGUUCCACAAUAAGGAGCGUCUAGCCACCCGCGACGACCUCACCGUAGACGCAGAGGACUACAAGAUCAAACUCACGGUCAUCGUGGCCGCCCGCAAACACAGCGGCACUUACGUACUGAAGGCUGAAAACAGCAGCGGAAGAGACGAAGCUACCAUCCAGGUCAACGUACUGGAUGUGCCGGCUAAGCCUGAGGGACCGCUCAAGAUCUCCGACGUCCACAAGGAGGGCUGCACGCUCAAAUGGAACCCGCCGCUGGACGACGGCGGCGCGCCCAUCGACCACUACCUCGUCGAGAAGAUGGACACCGAGACCGGACGCUGGAUGCCAGCUCUGAAAACUAAGGAUCCUAAGGCAGAGAUUGACAACUUGGUGCCUGGACAUGAGUACAAGUUCAGGGUCUCUGCGGUUAACAACGAGGGCGUAUCGGAGCCGCUGGAGGCGGAUCAUGCUAUCAUUGCGAAGAAUCCGUUCGACGAACCCGGCAAACCCGGCACACCGGAAGUUGUGGACUGGGACCGCGACCACGUGGACCUCAAAUGGGAGAAGCCCAUCAAAGAUGGCGGCGCUCCCAUCACCGGAUACAUUAUUGAGAAGAGGGAGAAGGGAUCGCCUAAAUGGGUGAAAGCCUGUGAGGUCGGCCCCAACGACAACGAGAAGGCCACAGUACCCAACCUGGACGAGGGUACAGAGUACGAGUUCAGGGUGAAGGCCGUGAACGAGGCCGGUCCUGGAGAGCCCAGUGACGCCAGCAAGAGCGUCGUCUGCAAGCCUAGGCGAUUGGCACCAAAGAUCGACCGUCGCAACCUGCGCACGAUCAAGGUCCACGAGGGCGAGCCCAUCUCGCUCGACAUCAAGGUCAGCGGCGAACCCGCUCCUGACGUCACAUGGACACUGAACGGCAAGAGCGUACAGAGCGGCGGCGGUCUCAAAUUGAUCGAGAUCCCGUACAUGACCAAGUACCAGCACUCGAGCCCGAAACGCAAGGACUCCGGUACCUACAAGAUCCAGGCCGUCAACAAGUACGGACAAGAUACUGCUGAGCUUGAGAUCAUUGUUACUUCCAAACCAGACAAGCCCGAAGGCCCGCUAGAAGUGUCCGACAUCCACAAAGACGGUUGCUCGCUCAAAUGGAAGCGGCCCAAGGACGACGGAGGCGAGCCCAUCGAGGCGUACCUGGUUGAGAAAUAUGACACCGAGACCGGGUCUUGGGUGCCUGUUGGCAAGACCCUGGGCAACGUGCCUGAGAUGGAGGUCGAUGGCUUGAUCCCUGGACACGAGUACAAGUUCCGCGUGAAGGCGAUCAACAAAGAGGGAGAGUCCGAGCCUCUCGAGACGUUCGGCGCCAUCGUGGCCAAGGAUCCCUUCACCGUACCCGAGGCCCCAUCCGCGCCCGUCCCCGACGACUGGUCGGCGACGCACGUGGACCUCAAAUGGGAGGCGCCUGUGUCCGACGGAGGCUCCCCGAUCAUCGGAUACAUUGUCGAGAAGAAGGACAAGUACAGCCCCUUGUGGGAGAAGGCCGUGGAAACGCAUACGCCUACGCCAUCGGCUACUGUCAAUGGCUUGAUCGAAGGCAACGAAUACCAAUUCCGCGUGAUUGCCAUCAAUAAGGCCGGCCAGAGCAAACCGUCCGAAGCGAGCAAGAACUUCAUCGCCAAGCCUCGCUUCCUGGCUCCGAAGAUCGACAGGAGAUACCUCAGGGAUGUCACCAUCUCUGCUGGCGCUACGUUGAAGUUAGAGGCUGUUAUCACUGGAGAGCCGCCACCAGCGGUUGAAUGGAGGUCACAGAACAUGCCGCUCCGCCCAUCCAAGGCGGUCACCAUCGAGAGCCCGGACUACUUCACCAAGCUCAUCAUCCGGCCCGUCCGUCGCGACGAUUCCGGCGAAUACACCGUCACGGCCGUCAAUAGCAGUGGCAAGGACACCGUCACCAUCAACGUGCUUGUUACUGACAAGCCGACCAAGCCCGAGGGACCGCUACAGAUCUCAGACGUGCACAAGGAAGGUGCCACACUCAAAUGGAAGAGGCCGAAGGACGACGGUGGCGCCCCCAUCGAGUACUACCAGGUGGACAAACUGGACACGGAGACUGGAGUCUGGGUGCCGUGCGCCCGCUCCAAUGAGCCUAAGUGCGAAGUAACUGGCUUGACUCCUGGCAAGGAGUACAGGUUUAGAGUAUCUGCUGUGAACUCCGAGGGUGAAUCUGAACCACUCACAUCAGAACAGAGCAUCGUUGCCAAGAAUCCGUUCGACGAACCUGGUGCGCCUGGCACGCCGACCGUGACCGAUUGGGACAAGGACCACGUGGACCUCAAAUGGACUCCGCCACGCGAAGAUGGAGGUGCACCCAUCGAGGGCUACAUCGUCGAGAAGAAGGACAAGUUCGGCAACUGGGAGAAGGCUCUCGAAGUCCCCGCGAACCAGACCAACUGCACCGUGCCGGAUCUGGUGGAGGGACAGACUUACGAGUUCAGGGUCCGCGCCGUGAACAAGGCCGGGCCGGGCGAGCCGAGCGACAGCACGCACCCCAUCGUGGCCAAGCCCAGGAACCUGGCGCCCAAGAUCGACCGCACCAACCUCAUCGACGUCAAGCUCAAGGUCGGACAGAAGUUCGGAUUCGAUGUCAAGGUUUCGGGUGAACCGAUGCCAGAGACCAAAUGGUUCCUCGCCAAGAAGGAGGUGAAGUCCUCUGGCGACAUGAAAGUGCAGCACUCGGACUACAACACCAAGCUCAACUGCAAGGCGGCCACGCGCGGUGACAGCGGCCGCUACACCAUCACUGCCGAGAACGUCAAUGGCAAGGAUGUGGCCGAGGUGGAGGUCAUAGUGCUGGCUGCACCUAGUCCGCCUAAUGGACCGCUUAAGGUGUCGGACGUGCACGCUAACGGCGCCAAGCUCUCCUGGCUGCCGCCCUCCGACGACGGCGGCCAGCCCAUCGACAAGUACAUCGUCGAGCGCAUGGACGAGGCCACGGGCCGCUGGGUCACCGCCGGCGAGACCGACGGACCGAAGACCAGCCUGCCAGUCGAUGGGUUACAGCCCGGACAUAAAUACAAGUUCAGAGUGCGCGCUGUUAACAGGCAAGGCAAAUCCGAGCCUCUCACCACCCCGCACGCUACCGAGGCGAAGAAUCCUUACGACCUGGCCGGCAAGCCCGGCACGCCCGUCAUCAAGGACUUCGAUCGCGACUGGGUCGAGCUCCAGUGGGCCAGACCUGAGACCGACGGAGGCGCGCCCAUUACUGGAUACGUUAUUGAGAAGAAGGACCGCUUCUCGCCUGAUUGGGAGGAGUGUGCUAACAUCGAGGGUGACGUAACAACCGGCAAGGUGCCCGACCUGAUCGAGGGCAACACGUACGAGUUCCGCGUCCGCGCCGUCAACAAGGCCGGCCCCGGCGAGCCCUCCGACCACACCAAGCCACACCUCGCGAGGCCGAAGAACCUCGCACCUAAGAUCGACAGGAACUUCAUGUUUGAUAUCAAGGUCAAGGCCGGCAAGAACUACGAGCUGGAUGUGCCCGUCGCCGGCGAACCGACCCCAACCAAGGAAUGGUUCCACGGCGACAACAUGGUCAUCAACACCGACCGCGUCAAGAUCGUCAACGACGACCACUCCACCAAGUUCAAGGUCGUCGACGCCAAGCGCGCCGACAGCGGCUCUUACACUCUCAAGGCCAAGAAUCACAACGGAACAGACACGGCCACCAUCAAAGUCACUGUACUCGAUGUACCUACACCACCAGAAGGACCGCUUCGUGCUGAUGACAUCACCAAGUCUGGUUGCUCGCUAAAAUGGCGCCCGCCCAGGGAUGAUGGCGGCAGUGAGAUCACUCACUACGUCGUCGAAAAGAUGGACCAGGAGAACAUGAGAUGGAUCCCUGCCGGAGAGGUCUCCUCAUGUAACAUGCGCAUCGACCAUCUCAUCGAAGGUCACGAUUACAACUUCAGGGUACGCGCUGUUAACAAGCAAGGAGAGUCACAGCCGUUGGUCGGCUCCGAGCCUAUCACGGCCAAGGACCCUUACGGAACGCCAGACAAACCUGGUACUCCAGUUGUCAAGGACUGGGACAAGGACCAUAUGGAUCUGGAAUGGGUGCCGCCAAAGAAGGAUGGUGGAUCCCCGAUUACUGGUUACAUUAUCGAGGCGAAGAAACGCUACGGACCUUGGGAAGUCGCUGCCACUGUCCCUGGAAACCAGACAACCGCUACUAUCCCUAAUUUGUCAGAGGGUGAAGAGUAUGAAUUCAGGGUCAUCGCAGUCAACAAGGCUGGCAAUGGAGAGCCUAGCGAUGCUUCCACACCACAAGUCGCCAAGGCCCGUUUCUGCGCACCGCGCUUCGACAAAAUGCUGCUCGCAGACAAGACGGUCAAGGCCGGACAGAGGAUACAAUACGAGAUCCCCAUCGAAGCGGCCCCGAAACCGACAGUCGAAUGGCAAAUCAAUGGCAAGGUCGUCCAUCCGAACGACCAUAUCGAUAUCCAGGUUCUGCACAACAGGGUCAUAUUAGACAUUCCAUUCUCUGUCCGCGCUGACGGAGGCGUUUACAAGCUGACCCUCAAGAACGACUUGGGCGUGUGCUCUGCCACCGCUCAGGUCACCGUACUUGACAAACCAGCGAGACCAGAGAAGCCAUUGGUCGUCUCUGAUGUUACCAAGGACUCAUGCUCACUAUGCUGGAAGGUACCUCUCGACGAUGGUGGAUCACCAAUCCUGCAUUACGUUAUUGAGAAGAUGGACCUGUCCCGUGGCACUUGGUCCGAUGCCGGUAUGAGCACAUACCUGUCUCACCAAGUCACCAGACUUAUCCACAUGAAGGAAUACUUGUUCAGAGUAAGUGCAGUCAAUGCUAUUGGACAGUCUGAGCCUUUGGAGCUCGACCGCGCUAUCACGGCUAAGAACGAAUUCGACGAACCAACUGCUCCUGGUAAACCUGAAGCUACCGACUGGAGCAAGAAUCAUGUGGACCUACAAUGGACCACACCGAAAUCCGAUGGUGGUUCACCGAUCACGGGCUACAUUAUUCAGAAGAAAGAAAAGGGCAGUCCCUACUGGGUGAACGCUGCUCACGUUCCUUCGAACAAGAACAAAGCCACAGUCCCGGACCUUACUGAGGGACAGGAAUACGAAUUCAGGGUCAUCGCCGUCAACAAGGCCGGACAGUCUGAGCCUUCUGAACCUUCGGACAUCAUCACAGCCAAGGACAGAUUCGUGGCGCCUAAGAUCCUCACGCCACUUAAAGAGAUCAGAAUCAAGGCUGGACUCAUCUUCCAUCUGGACGUCGACUUCAUUGGAGAACCUAUUCCUGAAGUCACAUGGACUUGCAACAGCAAACCGGUGCUUACCAACGAAAGGACCACUGUCACAUCUGUCGGUCACCAUACUAUUAUUCAUACGGUUAACUGCAAGCGUUCUGAUGCAGGCAAAUAUCAUCUGUCGCUGAAGAACGACUCAGGAUCUGACGAGGGAAGCUUCGAGCUCAUCGUCCUGGAUGUCCCCGGACCGCCGCAAGCGCCUUUCGAGUACGAAGAGAUCACGGCUCAGUCCGUUACUCUUUCAUGGAAACCACCCAAGGACAACGGUGGCAGCGAGCUGACCGCCUACGUCAUUGAGAAACGUGACUUGACUCACGGAGGCGGCUGGGUACCAGCUGUCACCUACAUCAACCCCAAACUCAACCAUGCUACAGUACCGCGAUUGGCUGAAGGCACCAAAUACGAGUUUAGAGUAUUCGCCGAGAACUUGCAAGGCCGUUCCGAGCCGCUUGUCACCGACAGAGCAGUGGUCGCUAAGAACCAGUACACUGUUCCUGGCAAGCCUGGCAAACCAGAACUUGUGUCUGCGGACAAGGAUCACAUCAAGGUCAGGUGGACACCACCUAUUUCCAACGGAGGAUCCAACAUCAUUGGCUACGACGUCGAGAGGAGAGACAAGGCGACUGGCCGCUGGAUCAAAUUGAACAAGGAUCCAGUCAGGAACAGCGAAUACGAAGACGAUAGGGUACAGGAAGGCCACCAGUACGAAUACAGAGUGUCUGCAGUGAACGCUGCCGGACCGGGCCAGCCGUCCGACCCGUCCAACAUGUUCAUCGCCAAACCAAUGAAGGAGAAGCCCAGACUAUAUCUGGACCACCUUAUUGGACGCAAGAUCAAGGUGCGCGCCGGCGAACCUAUCAAUAUAAACAUUCCAAUCACCGGCGCGCCCACACCGACCAUCUCCUGGACCAAGGGUGCCGUCUCUCUGCUGCCCUCGCUUAGACUGUCCACGGAAACCAAGAACGACGAGGCCAAGCUGAACAUUGAGAAAUCCACAAGGGACGACGCUGGAAAAUACACUAUCUCGGCGUCCAACGCUCAUGGAAAAGACUCGGCCGAUAUCGAAGUCAUUGUUGUUGACAAGCCUGGUAUUCCUAAAGGACCUCUCCUUACAACACCGGUCACACACGACACGAUUAGUCUACAAUGGCAGCCGCCCACCGACGACGGCGGCAGCGAGAUUACUGGCUACGUCGUCGAGGUCGCCGAGUAUGGCGUCAACGACUGGCGAACGGUCGCCGGCUUCUGCCCGAAAUGCUCCUUCGCCGUCAAGAACCUUACCGAAGGCAAGAAAUACGUGUUCAGGGUACGCGCUGAGAACCUUUACGGAGUAUCAGAUCCGUUGGAGUCCAAGCCUACGGUUGCCAAGUCGCCAUUCGAUCCGCCGGAUGCGCCAGAAACGCCCAGGAUUACUGGAUACAGCGCGAACAGCUGUUCUCUCGAAUGGGACCCGCCUGCAAACUGCGGCGGCAAACCCAUCACCGGAUACUACGUCGAGAAACGCGAGCGCGGCGGCGAAUGGAUGAAGGUUAAUAAUUACCCGACACCGAAUACUUGCUACACCGUUUCUGACCUCCGCGAGGGCAACCGCUACGAGUUCAGAGUCAUUGCCGUUAACGAGGCCGGACCUGGCAAACCUAGCAAGCCAACCGAGCCUAUCACAGCACAGACGCAACGACUUAAGCCUAGCGCACCUGAAGCGCCUAAACCAGACCGAGUUACUAAGGACUCGGUUACAUUGUCUUGGAGGCCGCCUAAGAGCGAUGGAGGCUCGAAGAUUAAGGGCUACAUCAUCCAACAGAAGGGCAAGGGUGACAAAGACUGGAAGGAUGUCAAUGACGUGCCUAUUCCAAGCCUCGUCCACACUGUUCCUAAACUUAAGGAAGGUGAAGAGUAUCAGUUCAGGGUUAUCGCAGUCAAUGACGUCGGUCGCUCUGACCCAAGCAAGCCUACAAGCGACAUCACCAUCGCCGAACAGCCGAACAAACCUUGCAUGGAUCUUGGAGGAGUCAGGGACAUCACUGUACGUGCUGGAGAGGACUUCUCUAUCCACGUGCCUUACACUGGCUUCCCGCAACCGACCGCAUCCUGGUUCAUGGAAGACAACCUCCUCGAUGUUGAGGGAGAUUCUAGGAUCUUCCAGAAGAUCACGCCAGAAUCGGCAUCGCUUGUCGUCAAGAACGCCAAGAGGUCCGACGGUGGACAAUACAGACUGCAACUGCGCAACCCGUCCGGAUAUGACACGGCUACGAUCAACGUGCGUGUCCUCGACAGACCUGGCAAACCAGAGAAUCUGCGUGCGGACGAAUUCGAAGGAGAAGCUCUCACGUUAUACUGGAACCCGCCGAAGGACAACGGUGGCGGCGAGAUCACGAACUACGUCGUCGAGAAACGCGAGGCUAGAAGCGCUAACUGGACGAAGGUUUCCGGUUACGUUACCACUCCGUUCUUCCGGGUGAAGAACUUAAAUGUCGGCAGAGAUUACGAGUUCAGGGUUAUGGCUGAGAACCAAUACGGACAGUCCGACCCGGCUCAGACCACCGAGCCUAUCAAGGCCAGACAUCCGUUCGACCCACCAGGCGCGCCUGGAGCACCAAAAUCAGUCGAAACCACGGAGUCUUCCAUCACGAUCACCUGGACCAAGCCUCGUCACGACGGCGGCUCACCCAUUACUGGUUAUGUCGUAGAGAAGCGACUGAUAACCGAAGACAAAUGGACUAAAGCCUCGCACGCCCACGUGCCCGACACGACUCUUAAAGUCACUGGUUUGAUCGAGAAUCAGCAGUAUGAGUUCAGGGUAGCGGCGAUCAACGCGGCCGGCCAGGGCCCGUACUCGCAGAGCUCGGACGCUAUCCGCGCGUGCGCGCCGCCCAACUCGCCGAAGAUCACGAGCGACCUCAGCCUCAGGGACAUCACCGUUAUUGCGGGAGAGGAGAUCAAGAUCACUGUGCCGUUCACUGGCAACCCGAGGCCGAAGGUAUCAUGGUUCGUGAACAACGAGGAAGUGUUCCCCGACAACAGGCUCCGUUUCGUGACGUCUGACAUCGACACUGUGUUCUACAACUCGUCGGCCAAGAGGUCCGACACGGGACCGUACACCAUUCAGCUGUUGAACAGCGAGGGCUCGGAUAGCGCGACUUGCAGGGUGUUGGUUGUAGACCGACCAUCGCCACCUGUAGGCCCGCUGGAAGCAUCCGACAUCACGCCAGACACCUGCACGCUCAGCUGGAAGCCGCCACUGGACGACGGCGGCUGCCCCAUCUCCAACUAUGUCGUCGAGAAGAUGGACAACAACGGAGUAUGGCAGAAGAUCUCAUCGUUCGUGCGCAACUGCCACUACAACGUGAUGGGUCUGGAACCGAACCGCAAAUACACGUUCCGUGUUCGCGCUGAGAACCAGUAUGGAGUUUCUGAUCCGCUGACCAUGGAUGACUCUAUUACUGCUAAGUUCCCGUUCACGAUUCCCGACCCGCCAGGCGCGCCGCGCGUCAUCGACUGGGACGGCACGACGGCCUCGCUCGUGUGGGACCGGCCUCGCUCCGACGGCGGCUCCCGCAUCCAGGGCUACAAGCUCGAGUUCAGAGACGUCCGGGACAAUGUAUGGAACAGCGCCGAUUAUCUGGUCAAGGACUGCAACUACCAGGCAUACAACCUCGAAGCCGGAUGCGAGUACGAGUUCCGCGUCCGCGCGAAGAAUGCCGCCGGGUUCAGCAAGUACUCGGCCAGCUCGCAACGCUUCAAGGUCAAGCCCAGCUGCGGACCCCCCGGACCGCCGAGAGCCCCUCGUGUUGUACGCGUGGGCAAGAACUAUGUGGAUCUCAGCUGGGACCCGCCGGCGAACGAUGGAGGAUCCCGCAUCACGGGCUACAUCAUCGAGCGCCGCGACGUGGGUGACAGCGUUUGGGUGAAAUGCAACGACUACAAUGUCGCCGAUACCACGUUCACUGCGAUGAAGCUUAUCGAGAAGGCCGAUUACGAGUUCAGGGUUAUUGCCGUUAACAGUGCCGGAAAAUCCGAGCCGUCAUCAUGCACAACUCCAGUCCGCACUGGCGAAGAGAUCGGAGGCACGAAGCCCGAAUGGGUGAAGAUGAUGCCGCCGCACAUGUGCGCGCCGCUCGGCAGGCCGUUCACUAUUGAAUGCGUCGCCACUGGCAACCCCAUACCUACUGGCAGAUGGCUUAGGAAUGGCAGAGAAGUCGUGCUAGGAACCAGAUUCAUCGCAGAGUCCCGCGAGGGCGUGCUCAAACUGAACAUCACCGAGGCCGCCGACGCGGACGAGGGUGAUUACACGUGCGAGGCCGUCAACAACAUCGGCUUCAUCUACUGCAUCGGUCACCUUAAGAUCGGAAAUCCUCCGCGCAUCACCCGCAUGCCGGGCGACUUGCACCUCCCCGAGCACGACAACACCAAGAUCAAGAUCCUGUACACCGGCGACCAGCCCGCCGACGUCACGCUCACCAAAGAUGGCCGCGCCGUCAAGGAGUCCCCGCAUCUCAAGUUCACCGUGUUCGAUGACUACAUCCUCAUCUUUAUCAAGGAUAUCAGCAAGGAUGAUAUGGGCACAUACAAAAUCACCAUCAAGAACAACUCCGGCGAGACCUCAGACACGUUCUCUGUCACCGUCACCGGCCUGCCCGGACCGCCACAGGACCUCGUACCGAGCGACGUUACCAAGCAUUCGUGCACUCUCACUUGGAGGCCGCCGAGCUACGAUGGCGGCAUGCCUGUUACGCACUACGUCGUCGAGCGUAACGAUACCUCUGGAACCGCCUGGAUCACAAUCGCGUCCUCAGUCCGAGACACGCGUUUCACCGUCCAGGGUCUCACGGAGGGCCAGGAGUACAACUUCAGGGUCCACGCCGCCAACGAAAACGGACAAGGACCCGCCUGCGAUGCCGCCAACCCGAUUAGGGCUAAGGCACCGUUCGACCCGCCGUCUGCUCCCGGCAUUCCGAAGAUCAAGGAGGUGGGAGGUGACUUCGUACACCUUGAAUGGGAGAAACCCGAGAGCGACGGAGGCGCUAGGAUCCAAGGUUACUGGAUCGACAAACGCGAGGUCGGCACGUCGACCUGGCAGCGCGUGAACCCGACGCUCUGCCUGCCCAACCAGUACAACUGCUCCAACCUGAUCGAGGGUCGCCAGUACGAGUUCAGGGUCACCGCUGUCAACGAGGCCGGGCCCAGCCCGCCGUCCACGGCCAGCCAGGAGGUCAAGGUCGUGGACCCGAGAGCUGCCACUCCGCCGGAGAUCGUGAAGCCUCUGAAGAACGCCAACUGCAUCCAGUACCACAACGCGAAAUUCACUUGCACCAUCACUGGCUUCCCCAAACCUACCAUCAGUUGGUACAAGGGCGCCCGUGAGAUAACCAACGGUCCUCGCCACCGCAUCUGGAGCGAGGGCGAUAACCACUUCCUAACGGUUGUGGACGUCUUUGGAGAGGAUGCGGACUCAUACGUGUGCCGCGCUGUUAACAGAGCCGGCGCUAAGAGCACGAAGGCUGAGCUGCUUAUUAUGACCGCACCUAAACUGAACGUGCCACCUCGCUUCCGCGACACUGCCUACUUCGACAAGGGUGAAAACGUGGUGAUCAAGAUUCCGUUCACCGGCCACCCUGUGCCCAAGAUCACGUGGGUGCGCGAAGGAGAGACCAUUGAGUCUGGACACCAUUACCAUGUGGAGAGGAAAGAACGUCACGCGAUCUUGACGAUACGCGACGCAAGCAAGAUGGACUCUGGACCAUACAGAAUCACAGCCGAGAACGAACUUGGAUCAGACUCGGCUAUCAUCAACAUUGAGAUUAGUGACCGGCCCGACCCGCCGCGCUUCCCAGCCUGCGACAACAUCGGCGUGGACUCCCUGGCGCUCAGCUGGAAGGCACCAGUCUGGGACGGAGGCUCCGACAUCACCAACUACCUGGUCGAGAAACGAGAGCACCCCAUGUCCAGCUGGAUACGCGUCGGCAAUACCAGGUUCACAACGAUGGCGAUAACCGGCCUCGUCCCGGGCAAGCAGUACGAGUUCCGAGUGUACGCCGAGAACAUCUACGGCCGCUCCGAGCCCAGCGAGCCCACGGGCCUGGUGCAGACCAAGGCUGUCAUCAAGAAGGAGUUCAAGAAGAAGGAAUACCCUGUGGACGAAACCGGCAAGCGCAUCCGCUCGAACGCCGACCACGGUCCUGUCAAGGAUUACGACAGCUACGUGUUCGACAUUUACAGCAAAUACGUGCCGCAGCCCGUCGACAUCAGCACGUGCUCCGUGUACGACAAAUACGAUAUUCUCGAGGAGAUUGGCACAGGUGCCUUCGGCGUCGUGCACCGCUGCCGCGAGCGCUCCACCGGCAACUACUUCGCGGCCAAGUUCAUUCCGUGCACCGGGGCGAUGGAGAAGGAACUCAUUAAGAAAGAGAUAGAUAUCAUGAACCAGCUACAUCAUAGGAAGCUGAUCAAUCUGCAUGAUGCGUUUGAAGAUGACGAUGAGAUGGUCUUAAUCUUUGAGUUCUUGUCCGGAGGCGAGCUAUUCGAACGCAUCACCGAACCUGGCUACAACAUGUCCGAGGCCGAAGCCGCGCAUUACAUGAGACAGAUCUGCGAGGGAGUGAGACACAUGCACGAACAGAACAUCAUCCAUCUCGACCUAAAACCGGAAAAUGUUAUGUGCCAGACGAGGACAGGAACAGACGUUAAGAUCAUUGACUUCGGUCUAGCCACAAAAUUAGAUCCGAACGAAGUGGUCAAGAUCUCAACGGGCACCGCCGAGUUCGCGGCGCCCGAAAUCGUCGAGAGGGAGCCGGUCGGCUUCUACACAGACAUGUGGGCCGUUGGUGUACUUUCAUACGUGCUACUCUCCGGCCUAUCGCCGUUCGCCGGCAACAACGAUAUCGACACGCUGAAGAACGUGAAGGCGUGCGAUUGGGAGUUCGACGAGGAAGCGUUCCAACAUGUUUCGGAUGACGCUAAGGACUUCAUCAGACGACUGCUAGUUAAGAAUAAGGAAAAACGUCUAACGGCCCACGAAUGCCUGCUCCACCCAUGGCUGGCCGGCGACGCAACAUCAUCGCGCACGGCGACCAUCGAAGCUCGCAGAUACGAGAAGAUGCGCGACAGGCUGCGCAGCCGAUACGAUAAUUGGGCCGGGUUCGCGCUGCCCAUCGGCAGGCUGAGUGAGUACAGCAGCUUGAGGAAGCUGCUGAUUGAGAAGUGGAAGAUCUACGAUGGACAGUUCGACCGCAGACAAGCGGCGCCACGCUUCGUAAUCCGACCGCAGUCCGCCUUCUGUUACGAGGGCCAGUCGGUGAAGCUGUACUGCCGCAUCAUCGCCUGCGCCACACCCACCGUCACGUGGUCGCACAACAACCACGAGCUCAGACAGUCCGUCAAGUUCAUGAAGAGAUACGCUGGCGACGAUUACUACUUCAUCAUCAACCGCGCCAAGCUAGAGGACCGCGGCGAAUACAUCGUCCGUGCGGAGAACCAUUACGGUUUCCGCGAAGAGGUUGUCUUCCUAAAUGUACAACCGGUCCCGAAGGUCCAACGCCAGCACUUGCCCGAGGCGCCGCGGCGGCGCUCCGCCCUCCCCUACACGUUCUGGCAGGAGACGAGCGAGACGGCGCCAGUAUUCACCUUCCAGCUGCGGCCGCGCGUCAUGCAGGCGCGCGACACCUGCAAGCUGCUGUGCUGCCUCAGCGGCCGCCCGACGCCGACGGUCAAGUGGUACAAGGACAGAAAGGAACUAUCCAAGUUCGAUUACUCGAUGACGAACUCGGACGGCGUGGUCACGCUUGAGAUCGUCGACUGCCGACCAGAAGACAGCGGGAAAUAUACUUGCAUCGCUACCAACUGCCAUGGCACUGAUGAGACGUCAUGUGUCGUCAUUGUUGAAGGCGAAGUAGUGAGCGCGGAACAGGCGGCGCUAGCACACAACUUCCUCCACUCGGGCGACCGGCGUUACAUCGAGAAGCCCAUCAAGCCCGCGCCUCCGCCGAUCAUCACCAAGACUAAGGUGACGAUCGACCCGCCAGUCAAGACACACGCUAUCGCGAGGCCUAAGUUUUCACCUCAGACUUCAGUGGACGCAUCCAAGAAGAAGUAUGGCGCUAAGUUGGACUCCGACGCGUCCUCGAGAUCGAGGAGUACCACUAAGGAAUUAGUCUUGCCAGCAUCUGACUCGACAAUGUGCCUGCCGUCAUUCGCGCGAGCACUGCCCGACGUGCUGGCGGCUCGCGACGGCACACCGCUGAACCUGUCGUGCGCGGUGCGCGGCGACCCCGACCCCAGGGUCGAGUGGUACAAGAACGGCCAGCCGCUGCACUCUUCUGAUGUGAUAGACCUGAAAUACAAAAACGGAGUCGCUUCAUUGGCUAUUCAUGAGGUGUUCCCCGAAGACGAGGGAGAGUACUCCCUGAAGGCCAUCAACAGCCAGGGUCAGGUCGAGACCAAGUGCAAGGUCACCGUCAAACCGAUGGAAGGCAGCGCGGUCGCCGGUGUGAAGUCUGGCGACAAGCCGCCCAGGAUCGUGGACCACGCCGCCUCACAGAUCGUCACCGACGGAGAUGCCGUCACGCUCUCCUGCAGAAUCACGGGAGCCGAGCGUUUCGACGUAGUGUGGCUGCACAACAACAAGGAGAUCAAGCCCUCGAAGGACUUCCAGUACUCCAGCGAGGCCAACAUUCACAAGCUGAAUAUCGCUGAGAUCUUCCCCGAGGAUGCCGGCGUAUACACAUGCGAGGCGUUCAACGACGCGGGCGAAUCGUUCUCCUCCUGCACACUGGUCGUGUCCGUACCUGGAGAGACUAGUGCUGUGCCACAAUACAAGGCCUUCCCUGCUUCGUCCACCGUCGGCGCCGCCGAGCCCGCCGUCUUCACCGCCGAGCUCGACAAGCCACCGCUCCAGCUCCAGUGGCUGAAGGACGGCAAGCCCAUCGACGAGACAUCCGCUCGCUACCGCUUCACGAUGGAAGGCACGGCGCGGUACCGGCUCGAGAUCGCCGCCGCCGCCGCCGCCGACGCCGGCCAGUACUCCGCGCGCGCCGUCGGCUCCAAGGGCGACUCGCACGCCGCCUUCUACCUUAACGUCGUCGAGGCAUAACGACUGACACACUCACAUCACUAGUAUUUAAAAAAAUAUAUGACGCUACAUUGAAACCUAUUUAUUGAUGACAUUUUUAUACAAUUCGGAGUCUAAGUGUGUAAAGGAUUUUUUUUAUAAAAAAUAUAAAAGUUUAUUAAUUUAUUUAAGUUAAGUGUUACACCCUGUCGAUGCCUAUGAGAUCGCGAGAUUUCUCUAGUCACUGUUAACUAAAUGUUAAUUUAUUUUAUGUCGACGUUAUCCGAUGCAGUUUCGUUUUUAAUUUUAUUUAUUCACCUAACAGAUGUUGAAGCUUUCCUAAACGAAUUUAAGCUUGAAAUUUAAUAUAUGUGGUCAUUUGGCCUAGGUUCGAACCCGCGAUGACCCUUUCGGGGAUAUUUUCAAAGCCACCAAAAGUAUCCAAGAAACGGUCGCCGCGCACCGACCAAGUCUGUAAUAUUAUUAUUUUUAUAUAAAUUUAACUGUAUUAUUUAAUUGUACAUAAUUUAAUUUAUAUCAUGUGACCGCGUAAUUUAUAAAUAAAUAUGUAUACCUAAAAAUAAAAA
This is a messenger RNA of Cydia strobilella, 28832 nucleotides long. RefSeq names its product twitchin (gene bent). NCBI's taxonomy places the organism in Eukaryota, Metazoa, Arthropoda, Insecta, Lepidoptera, Tortricidae. The transcript has 145 exons. The record is from RefSeq and is a predicted model, not a curated record. Gene Ontology annotation, biological process: protein phosphorylation. The coding region runs from base 229 to 28287 and encodes 9352 amino acids. Gene Ontology annotation, molecular function: protein binding; protein kinase activity; ATP binding.